UUUAUUUAUCAAUGACGUCACGGCUGGACCUGUGGAUCGGACAUGUUGUAGGGUGAAAGUUCCUGAUAGCUCCUCUGCGGCGGGUUUACGGGUGUUUUGGUUGUAGUUUCUGUACUAGUUUAAGGUGAGUGUGUGAUUUAGGCUGGCGGCUGUAGAGCUGAGGCCUGGGAGUGGAGCUGUACAGUCCUGCUGAACCCCGGGCAGGUAUCCGCAGUUACCCAAGCAGCAGCUGCAGGCCCCUCUCUCCCCCUCAGUGCUGGGUCUGCUGAACCCUCAGAGCUCCAGGUUUGAGCAGAUUAUGGAUCUGCCUGAUUCCCGGGGCUGUGUAAGAGUAGUUGUGAGAGCAGGGCAGCAGUGUGUGAGAGGGAGGAAGCGCAGGCUGCAGGCAGGCCCGGCUGUACAGAACUUCAGUAGGAAGUUUAGAUAGACAGCCUCUCCGGUUCCUGAGGGUCUCCAGCAGCAGCAGCAGCAGUCCUGGAUGUGAGGCUGCAGUUAUGAGGCUCAAAGCUGUGGCUCUGUUUUGUGGAUUUCCGUGGCUCUGGCUGAUAAAACUCUGUCAGUCAGCACGGUGGAGUCAACACUGCGACAAUGGAAAGGUAAAGCUGGAGACAGAUCUACCUCAGUCUGAUGAGCUCGCGUGUCCGGAGCCGUGGCCACAGUCACCUCAGAGGCUUGCUGAUCUUUCCACCAAAUACCCCCUACAGCCAGCUGAGCAGAUCUGCAUGAAUAUGACCAUCAAAUAUAAUCAAACCAUCCCCAGCAGUGGGGCUCACAGGCCUGUAGGAGCUCUUAGUGGAGAGUACCUGUACUGCCCCCCUCAGCGCUGGCUUAACAACCUGAAGGAUGGCGCCAUAGUUCUCCUUUACCACCCUUGUGCCUCAGAGAUUGGUCGCAGAGCUCUGGCAGCAACGGCCCACUCCUGCCUUCAUCACUACAUCCUCACAGCUCACCCCCAGCUCAGCCAGCACAGACCUUUUGCCCUGGUGUCCUGGGGUUAUACUCUUGAGAUGUCCCAUGUGACCUCAGCAGGAGUGUGUGACUGGUUGCUCGCAGCUUUCUCCAACUUUAAUCAAACCAAGGAAGGACAAAGGCCAAAGUACAGCCUGUAUUUGACCAAGGCAGCACCUGUGGACAGAGUGCUGGGUACUACUGUAAAGUCUCUGAGAGCAUGCUGUGUGGAGGCUUUGUCUGUAUAUGAGCAAAGUGCUGCAAGAACGAAAUCGAGAAGGAGUCUGGACGCCCACCAAUCCAACAAGAGUGAUGAGGCAAUGCUGUCCCAAAACAGCCCUGCACAGAACAGCUCAGAGUCCAAAAUACUGAACUCUACACACACACAAUCCCUGAACAUUACUGAGGAUAAAGAGGUACCUCCUGAAACCCCUCAUCCUGAGCAACACUCGUACUUCCUCCACACUGCCACGCCAGAAAAACCAGAAGAAAGGACAACAGCUACAUACAGAAUUACAAUGAAAGCACCGUCACCAGACCACGUUAAAGGAGACGCGGCUACAAAAUCCCUUAUAAAGACCCCAGAGUCCGGUCUGUCAUCUCACAAAAAGACUAAACUGAAAGUUCAUAAGCACCGCAUUAAAACCGACACAGAGGAGCAGGGUGGUGAGAGGGGUGGCGGCUGUGGAGCGCCAGGUCAGUGCACAGCUCCAAACACAGCAGCUCCAAAGAAAAGUGGACCUCUGCAGAGCCACAGGAUGCCCACAGCGCGAACUGAUGAGGCGGUGUGGGCCGCUGCUGCGCUGGGCUUCCUCUUAGUGCUGCUCACGCUCUCUGUGCUCCACACGCGCCUGUACCGCAACUGGCGCACACCACCCAGCCUGUACUGGCGCGAGACCCAGCAGGACUAUGAGAGCGUGGCAGAUAUUAUUCGGAGGAGACUGAGGAUGGUGGGAAGGAGGAAGAGGAGAUCCAGUCAGAGCAGAAGACAAGAGUGCCCUCUUCUGCCUGACUCCAGCACUGACAAUGAUUCAGACUGAACCACACAGUGUAUCAGAGUGUUUAUGGAACUGACUGACCCAGUCCACUGUACUGGACAAUCUGUGGGACUUUUCUUUAUUCCACUAUGUUUACCUGAGAUCUGCCUUCACAUGUUUAUCAGCACUGCUGGUCCAUAUUCAACAUAUGCAAGCAUGCAGGACCACACAGGAUUUACAUACAUGUCUUUCACAAAGCGUCUUCAGUAGCAUGCUCACCCACCAAUAUUCUGACUUGAAUUCAAGCUUUACUUUAUUUACGUGUUUAAUGCUGAAUCCUGACUGAAGAGCUGAACAUUUUUGAAUAACAUGUUCAUGGUACAUUUAA
Molecule: messenger RNA, 2313 nt
Organism: Astyanax mexicanus (Mexican tetra)
Lineage: Eukaryota; Metazoa; Chordata; Actinopteri; Characiformes; Acestrorhamphidae
Gene: tp53i13
Product: tumor protein p53 inducible protein 13
Exons: 9
Coding region: 495-1988 (497 amino acids)
Cellular component (GO): cytoplasm
Source: RefSeq, a predicted model, not a curated record